AUGUCUUGCUUGAGUGACAGGAUAAUAGCUCGCGUUGCAGCUGGUAGUAUCAUGGAGCUCGGCGAGGUGUUCGAGAAGCUGCUGGGAGGGCCGGAUGCACCGGAUGUGGAGAGCGGUGAAGUGGCAGCGACUGGUCAGCGCCUGACGUGGGUCAGCCGGCUUCCAGGCAAUUCGAUUCACUGCCACUGCUUAUGGAUGUCGUGCGGUGCGACGUUCGCAAAGCUGGAGGAGCUGGGCCAGCACUUCCUGGAGCACUGCGCCGCAGCCGCUUCUGUUGGUUGUCCGAGUGACGCGAAGCUGCUCUGCCCGGUUCUUCAUUGCGAAAAAGUGCUCGACUCGACGGCGCAUAUGCUGCGCCAUGUUUAUGCGCAUGUGUUUCACAUGAUGCGCCAGUACGAUGGUCUCCGCACUAUUCUCAGCACCAAGGAACUGCUGCAUAUGCCAAGGUUGGCGCAUCUUUAA
Messenger RNA from Gongylonema pulchrum, 462 nucleotides. NCBI's taxonomy places the organism in Eukaryota, Metazoa, Nematoda, Chromadorea, Rhabditida, Gongylonematidae. The record is from the annotation of a GenBank genome assembly.